Molecule: messenger RNA, 990 nt
Organism: Emys orbicularis (European pond turtle)
Lineage: Eukaryota; Metazoa; Chordata; Testudines; Emydidae
Gene: CIMIP6
Product: chromosome 3 C2orf73 homolog
Exons: 5
Coding region: 1-990 (329 amino acids)
Source: RefSeq, a predicted model, not a curated record
AUGCGGCAGACUCCAGAGGACAGCAGGCACUGCAGGAAGAAGGCACCCCCGCACCAGCUCCCAAAUACUUAUAGAAUAUUUAAUACUGAUAUACCAGAAGUAAACAUGAGAAUAGAAAAGAUCAACGGUGAAUAUAUACCUAAAAAGAAUAAACAGUCUUUCCAGCACUCAUAUUUACCAGAGUGGCGCAAUAAUCCCCAACCACAUUAUGCAAAAUUAAUUAACACCAACGUAAGGUUCUUAAAUGAACCAAUAUACUAUAUGGAAACAGAAGGCACAGUGGCUAAAAAGCAUCAUUGGUGGCCAAGUGGGGAACCAUGUGUAUAUCAUUAUAGUCCACCUUACGACAGACAGAGCACUCAAAGAAAUGAUUUCCAGAAGCCAACCUGUACAUUGUCUUCUCCAACUAAAUACAGCAGUAAACUACAGCCUUCCUGUGGAAUAGUUCCACUUGCAAUUCCUAGAACAUCAACAAGCCUUCCAAAAAUUUUACAGGAGCAGAUCUCCUUUAUUCAUCAGUACAAUGCCAGAAAAUCUCCUAAUGAACCCAUCCGAGGAAAGCGACAUGGAGCUUUUGUGUGGACAGAGAUAAAACCAGUGAGUGGGCCAAUAGUUCCUCAGGGAACAGAAGUAUUCCUGAGUGCUAGAGGGUCAGGCUCACUGGAACAGCCAAAAACAGAGAAAGGAAACUCAGUGGAAAGCCAAAUGACCUCACCCAGUCUCUGCCUGCAGAAUUCCCAGGAGACAUUAGGCUGUGAAACUCACUUAUCAAAACCAGACGUCAGAGAAGCAGCCAAGGCAUACCCCAGAAUCCCUGUGAGAGCACAGAAGAGUUCAGACAUUUCUCAGGCAACUGAAGUGGAUGUUAUCCGUCCUGCUGGGGACGAGUCUUUAUGUCCAGCAAUGAAAGGUCCUCUAGAUAAAUCUCUGGAUAGGUUACCUCCCGCACAUAAAAACAUACGACUCCCUGAUAUCACCAUCAGUCACUAA